This is a messenger RNA of Leptosia nina, 933 nucleotides long. The record is from the annotation of a GenBank genome assembly. Lineage: Eukaryota; Metazoa; Arthropoda; Insecta; Lepidoptera; Pieridae.
AUGGAGAGCGGGGUACACGCAGCGGUUCCGCUGCGAGUCGGUAAAAAGAUGAGGAAGCGGCGGGAGCUCGACGCACUAGUGGGGGGUAUCGGGUCGAGGGGUGGCCGGCUAUUGUCCGCGUCGAGCGACGAAGGAGAGCCCUGGGGGCGACGGACGUCUCGACGUCGGAAGACCAGACCGUUUGUCCGUCUCGCGGCGGCGCUUGCGCUCUGUGUCUGUGUAGUAUCUGCGGCUACAGUUCUUUGGCUGUUUGUGGACGUACGAAAACAAAUUGGCUCGUUACGAGUGGAAAUGGAUAGAGUGUCAACAAUAGGCGGUAACGUGAACGACGACCUGCAACUGUGCCAUACGACGUUCAAGGAAUUAAAGAAGAAUGCCAGCGCGCUCCAAGAGAGGAUCGAUAAGCUGGAGGUCGCUCAGCAAGCGCUGGCGUCCAAGAUGAACAAGACGGCUAGCGAGCUGAUGUCUGUGUCAGAACAGCUAUCUGCCGCACCGAAACUCGUGGAUACACCGAGAAGGCUGGCGGAGUUGCAAAGGACUGUUGCUGACUUUGGUUCGCAGAUCAAAGGAUUUGACAGUGCAAUAGCGUCAGCGCGGAAGCAGGCUCAAGCAGCCACUGCAGCCGCUGAAGACCUGAAGGUCUACUUGCUUCACUUAGAGGAGAGGACCAAUGAAACGAUUGCUAAUCUAUCGGCCACCGUUAGUCAGGAGGACCAACUAAUGGCUCAAUUGAUGGCCUUGAAUGAGACUUAUGUGUACAGAAUAAACGAACUGCAAGCGAAAAUGGAUGAGAUGAUCAAACCACCAAAACCGGUACCAGUGGUUCCCACUGCCAGGUCGAGCUCAAUACCAAUUUACACUAGUACCACCACGAUUCAACCAGGUCCAGCGAAACCCAGCGUCCUUACGAUGAAGGAACCAGCCACGACUUAA